This is a messenger RNA of Daldinia decipiens, 1158 nucleotides long. RefSeq names its product proteasome component PUP3. Gene Ontology annotation, cellular component: proteasome core complex, beta-subunit complex; proteasome core complex. Gene Ontology annotation, biological process: proteasome-mediated ubiquitin-dependent protein catabolic process. Lineage: Eukaryota; Fungi; Ascomycota; Sordariomycetes; Xylariales; Hypoxylaceae. The transcript has 4 exons. The coding region runs from base 235 to 852 and encodes 205 amino acids. The record is from RefSeq and is a predicted model, not a curated record.
CUUUGGUCUUGUACCUUAAGCUGCCAUUACCUACAACCAAACCUCAAGCCCGCCCUCACCCACACCCACACCCACGCCCACGCCGCCAUUGAGCUAUCCUCACCACAGCGAACUGCUACUCGCCGACGAGACAUCAUCUGCGAACCGCCAAACUAAAGUCGACACACUUUAUUAUCACGGUCCUACCAAGCCUCGCCGUUUUAUUUUUAUUUUUUCAGUAAUACAUCCGACGCCAUGUCGUCGCCCUUCUCUAUAAACGGCGGCGCCUGCGUAGCCAUGGUAGGCAAGGACUGCGUCGCCAUAGCCUGCGAUCUGCGUCUGGGUCUGCAAGCCCUCACCGUCUCCAACAACUUCCCCAAGAUCUUCCAGUACGGCGACGUAUUCCUCGGGCUCACCGGCCUGGCCACCGACGUGUCCACGGUGUCGGACCUGUUCCGGUACAAGGUGAACAUGUACCGCCUGCGCGAGGAGCGCAACAUCGCCCCCACCACCUUCGCCAACCUCGUCUCUUCCUCCCUCUACGAGCGCCGCUUCGGCCCCUACUUCGUCAGCCCCGUCGUCGCCGGCCUCGAGCCCAAGUCCGGCAACCCCUUCAUCUGCGGCUUCGACUCCAUCGGCUGCAUCGACUUCGCCAAGGACUUCAUCGUCAGCGGCACCGCUUCCGAGCAGCUGUUUGGCAUGUGCGAAAGCUUGUGGGAGCCCGAUCUGGGCCCCGAUGACCUCUUCGAAACAAUCUCGCAGGCUCUGCUAAGCGCCGUUGAUCGAGAUGCUUUAUCAGGCUGGGGCGCGCAUGUGUACAUUAUUGAGAAGGAUAAGGUCACCAAGCGAUUACUAAAGGGCCGACAAGAUUAAGAGACAUAUUAUAUCUGGUCCGGUGCUAUCUUAGGUCUACUAUCGUAUACUAGAUACCUCAUACGCAAGGUAGAUGGUAAUUCGAACGGGGUGGUUUGGUCAACUCCACGAAUAGAUAGGGACUAGAAAGAAAUAUUUACGGGGGCAAGGCAAAUCAGACAUAGCAAAUGAGCAGAGGCAGACACGAGAUGGCAAAUAGCCCGUUAUUGUACUGAUAUCAAAGGUAGUAACUUAAGCAAGAUGGCUAAAGUCAAGAUGAAAAACCUCACGCGGAAUCUCUUAUGCUACUUUUCGUUCCAUGAAUGC